GUUAUGGCUUGGCGCCGUUAUGGCCGCGCGCCGUUUUGGGCGUGUCCUGCAAAAGGCUUAAAAAUGUUUGUGGGGGAAAUGUUAGAGAGAGUGGAGAAGGAAAAAAUUAGAGAAAUAUACAAAAUGUUUUUGUCACUCUUGUCAUUUUUCGUUUCAUCUACUCGACAUAAUUUAGUCUUUUUAUCGAAAAUGUUAAAGAAUUUUUGAGUGUUAUUUGAGUAUAGCGGUUUCAAAAAAUUGAGGGAAUUGGAUUUUAAGACUCUAAAGUCCCUUUUUGUUUUUAUUUGUUUUUCCGAGAGAGAGUGGGUUGGAGAAGAAGAGACAAUUUUUAGAUUGCGACAUUUUGCCUAUUCAUAUUUUGCCAAUAAGGGUAAAUUUUUACGUUUUGCCAAAAGUCUAUAGGCAAAAAGUGGCUUUUUAGCCUUAUUGGCAAAAUGUCGUUUUGGCAAAUGUGUGGACACUAAAAUUUUUUAAAGCUUGUUUUAAUUUUUAAAUUUUAGAAGCCGAAGCUUGUAAUUCUAUUUUAGAAUCCUUGUAUUUUUACGCUGUUUUAAUUAAAAAUGCUACAUAGAAAGCUGCUUUGUGGAGCUAAUAAGUUUGUGGGAAACCAAUCUGUGAGGACUUUAAUGCUUCAAGAAUAUAAUGGAAUGACUGUUCUCUCUGAAAAUAAUGUCCGAGUGCCUCCUUUUGGAAUUGCUACGAGUGCUGAAGAAGCUUAUAAUCAGGCAGUGAAAAUUGGUGGGAAAGAUUACGUUGUUAAAGCCCAAGUUUUGGCUGGCGGGCGUGGCAAAGGCAAAUUUGACUCUGGUCUGGAGGGAGGAGUUCAAAUUGUUUUUACACCCGAAGAAGCCAAUGAAAAGGCAAAACAAAUGAUUGGGCACAAGCUGAUCACAAAACAAACGGGUGCUGAAGGACGACCUUGCAAGGCAGUUUUGGUCUGCAAAAGGCUUUUUACUCGUCGGGAAUAUUAUUUUAGUAUUACUUUGGAUCGAACAACCAAUGGCCCCAUUCUAAUCGGCUCUUCAAAAGGAGGUGUUAACAUUGAAGAAGUUGCUGCAACUGAUCCAGAUGCUAUAAUAACAAUUCCUAUCGAUAUAAAUGAAGGGGUAACAAAAGAAAAUGCUGAAAAGAUGGCAAAGAAAAUGGGAUUUGCUAAUGAAUGUUUAAAAGAAGCGACAGAGUUGAUAAUCAAUCUGUAUAAUUUAUUUAUUAAAGUUGAUGGAAGUUUGUUGGAAAUUAAUCCGAUGGCUGAAAAUGUUGAUGGACAAGUUUAUUGUAUGGAUUGCAAAUUAGUUAUUGACCCAAAUGCUGAAUACCGCCAAAAAGCUUUGUUUGAACAAAAAGAUACAAGUCAAGAAGAUGAAUUGGAAGUUAGAGCACAAAAGUCUAAUUUGAAUUAUAUUCGUUUGGAUGGAAAUAUUGGUUGUAUGGUUAAUGGUGCUGGCUUGGCUAUGGCAACAAUGGAUAUAAUUAAACUGCAUGGAGGCGAACCAGCCAAUUUUCUUGAUGUUGGAGGUGGUGCAACAGUUGAACAAGUUUAUGAAGCAUUCAAAAUUAUAACUUCUGACAGAGGAAAAGUCAAUGCAAUUUUGGUUAAUAUUUUUGGAGGAAUUAUGAGAUGUGAUGUUAUUGCGCAAGGAAUUAUUAAAGCAGCGAGUGAACUUGACUUGAAAAUACCUAUUGUUGUUAGACUACAAGGAACGCGAGUUGAAGACGCAAAGGCAUUAAUUGCUCAUUCAAAAAUGCGUAUACUUGCGUGUGAUUCACUUCAAGAGGCUGCUAAAAUGGCUGUAAAGUUGAGUUCAAUUGUUUCAUUGGCAAAGGAGGCAGCGGUGGAUGUUAAGUUUGAGCUGUCAAUAUAA
Meloidogyne enterolobii is the source of this 1862-nucleotide messenger RNA. The record is from the annotation of a GenBank genome assembly. Lineage: Eukaryota; Metazoa; Nematoda; Chromadorea; Rhabditida; Meloidogynidae.